Molecule: messenger RNA, 1272 nt
Organism: Priapulus caudatus
Lineage: Eukaryota; Metazoa; Priapulida; Priapulimorpha; Priapulimorphida; Priapulidae
Exons: 2
Coding region: 156-1187 (343 amino acids)
Source: RefSeq, a predicted model, not a curated record
GGCAGAAAUUCGGAAAGUAUGACGAAGUUCAUUUGAUCUUCGACCGAUAUGAUGUCGCAAGGUCCCUGAAGUCCGCUACAAGACUGAAAAGACUUGGUAAAGCUGUCCCUGUAGCCUAUCAUAUAACAGAUUCUAGAUCAAUCACAAGGGUCUUCAUGCAGAAGCUCCUCGCAGAUGUGAAAACUAAGGAUGAGCUAACAACGUACAUGGCAUUAAAUAUACUCGAGCAUGAACUGACUCAGGAGAAACAUCUUAUUGUGGCAUGGCGUGACCAAGCGAAGGGCAACCAUCGAGACGUUUCUCAUCUGGCCAGUAGUCAGGAAGAAGCUGACACCAAACUGAUACUUCACGCCAAGGAGGCUACCUCUGCAGGUGCUACUAUCAUCAGCAUCCACUCUCAAGACACUGAUGUCCUCGUACUGGCGCUCAGACGAUACCCAGAGCUGUGUCGAAAUGUUCACUUUGUAACCGGAACAGGGCAGAGGCGUCGAAGCAUUUCACUUCAACCGAUCUUUGAUGCGCUGGGCUCGAGCACCGUCGCAGCACUCCCUGGCUUUCAUGCUUUCAGUGGUGCAGACAUCACUGGGCGAUUUUCAGGAAUGAGCAAGAGAAAGUGCUGGAAAGUCUUUGUUGAUAUGGAUCCAGACGUGAUGGCAGCAUUUGGGCAGCUCGGUACAAUGCAAAACCCGUCUGAGGCACAGAUGGAUCUUCUCGAACGCUAUGUCUGCAAACUGUACCUCCCGAAGAUGGACCUCACCACUGUUGCAGACGUCAGGUGGCACCUAUUCAAAAAGAAACAAGCGCAAGCAGAGAGUCUGCCACCGACACAUGCUGCUCUUCGUGCAGCCAUCAUGAGGGCACACUACCAGGCACUUAUUUGGAGCGUGGACGUUGUGGCAAAUCCGGAGUUACCUUCACCUGAUGACUAUGGCUGGUAUUUGGUGGAAGGACAGUACAGGCCUGUCAUGACAACGCUGCCGCCUGCCCCAGAAGCAGUGAUUCAUCUCGUCAGGUGCUCCUGUGCCAAAACGAAGUGUUCAUCAAACCGCUGCAAGUGCAGGAAGGCUGGGCUACGAUGCACGGAACUUUGUAGCUGCUCAGAGGGAGAUGGGUGCGACAACAUGCCAGAUGACGAUGUUGGCCAGGAUGAUGAUGAUGAUGAACCAUCGAGCGAUGACGAUGAGUAAAGAAUGCCUCUUCGCAGCUUGUGUAUUGUACAAAAUAUACUUGUAGUUGGCAAUUGUUAAUAAAGUGACAAGCUAUGAUUGUGAA